Lates calcarifer (barramundi perch) is the source of this 1254-nucleotide messenger RNA. RefSeq names its product forkhead box protein H1. Lineage: Eukaryota; Metazoa; Chordata; Actinopteri; Centropomidae. Gene Ontology annotation, biological process: regulation of DNA-templated transcription. Gene Ontology annotation, molecular function: sequence-specific DNA binding; DNA-binding transcription factor activity. The transcript is spliced from 3 exons. The coding region runs from base 301 to 1158 and encodes 285 amino acids. The record is from RefSeq and is a predicted model, not a curated record.
UUAAUGUUUAGGGAGUAAAUAGAGACAUGUGUCUCCUCUCAUGAACAAAGGUGCAGAUAAAACUCUCAGAGCAUCCUGAUGAACUUUAUGAAAUGGACUAUUACUGUGAUCACUGGCUCCACCUCCAGCAUUAACGCCUCAUCUGCUCAUGAAAAGGUUCUCAUUAACCUGCAGUGCACACCCUCUAAUGUCCUAUUGUCUCCACAGGACUUAUAUCCAGGGUUGGCCACCUCAGGUCCACAUCUGCACUCAGUGAAGCUGUGAUAGCACUACUCUGUGUGAGACUCUCCAACAAACAAGAUGCAGAACAGGACUGAGAAGUUUGGGACUCAGCUGCAUCAGCGAGGUCUGUUCAGGAAGAGCACCACGUACCUGGCCAAGAUCGCUGUCGUUCUCCAAGAUGCUCCAGACAAGAUGCUCACUUUUACUCAGUUGAUGGACAGGCUGACAACACUCAUCUGUGAAGAGAGAAAAUCUAUUGAGAACAACAUCAGAGUCUGUUUAUCAACCCACGCAUGUUUUGUCAAAAUUCCAGUGGCCCCACACUCACUGGACAGUAAGAGGAACUACUGGAAACUGGACUCCAGUCAGAUCACAGUAAAGAUGGUGCGUCGUCACUUUAAAGGAAUCCUGCAUCUCUUCCCUGAGUUGGCCUCCAAACUGGAAACAGAGAACGGGAGCAGGCCGUCAGCUCUCCACUCUCCUGAAGCUGCAGCCUGCAAAGCUGUUCAGAUCAGAUGUGAGGUGAAGUUCAGCAGUCCUUUCUCCAUCGAAUCCCUCCUGAAGAGAGACGGCCUCUCGCCUCGGCCGUCCAGACCUUCUCCUCUGUCCAGUGUGCAGGUCAGAGCGGAGCAGCAGCCUCGGCCCACACACAGACACAUAGUCGGGACGAAGAGGAGCCUCAGCUGGGACUCUGAGGAGCCUGUUCACCUUCAGGUUUCAGCUGGAAGUUCCCCCAUCUGCUCAACAGGGGGCAGCACACACCAUGGAUUUACUGCUGAUGGAGCUGCUAAACCCAUCAAGAGGAUGCAUGUGAGCAUAGAGCCUUCAUUCCCUGCCUACACUAGAGCUGCUCCUCAUUUCACCAGCUCACACAGCAGUUACAUCACUUACUCUGUGCCAGCAUUUACCCAUGAUGCUCUCCGUUUAUGGCUGUAAUGGGUUUUAUACCUGACAUGACAUGGCACUUUAUGUUUUCAAUAAAACAUCAAAAGAAGUUAUUCUUGUGGUUGUCUUCAGUAAGAGUCCAAAGUG